Molecule: messenger RNA, 740 nt
Organism: Dunckerocampus dactyliophorus (ringed pipefish)
Lineage: Eukaryota; Metazoa; Chordata; Actinopteri; Syngnathiformes; Syngnathidae
Exons: 4
Coding region: 179-526 (115 amino acids)
Source: RefSeq, a predicted model, not a curated record
CGAGCAAGUGAGCUGGCAUCAUCAAGUCAAUUGUCCCUUCAUGCCCCUCCUGAUUGCUGAGAUCCCUUCUUGUGUCUGGCCUCUCUCUGUACAUCAAGGAGCAAGCUGAGGAGAUCCACGCACACACGGAGGACAUUAAGGACUGUACAAUAGGGACGCUAAAGGACCAGUGGUCAAGAUGUUGAUCACCAUGCUAACAGCCAUGUACGUGAUGGUCAGGGUCGUAGAAUCGAUAGGGGUGCGCUUGGCCGGCCAAAAGGAGCCACUGCCUUACAUGGUGUCCCAGCCUUUGCCUUGGCAGGUGCACUCCGUGUCACACAGCCGCCGGAGCAGCAAAGCGGACGAGUUCGAUGGCUACAGAAGGAACAGCAUGGGCGUGUACAGAAAGUACUCCAACGCCAGUAACGGCACGUGCAGCACGGAGCCCACCUUACCCCCCUUGAGCCCCGUGGAGGUGAAAGCCGCCGCCACCAUCCAGACCCACUUCAGGAAGUUCCAGCAGAAGAAGCAAAAGAACGGCAAGUAGACGCACGGACGAGGACUUGUUGGGAUGCACGGAACCACGGAUGGACCCUUUCAUGCUCGCUACCAUAUUCAAGCUUAGCAUCGUGAUAUGAAAUCAUAUGAUCUCAUUCAUUUAUGAUCUGUGGCUUUGGCAAAAUUACCAUUCAAAAUGAAUCAUGUUUCACGAACAAAUGACGUAACGGUUGUAAUACAAGUAAUAAAUGUCUGGCAGUCUG